UUACCAUAAUAAUUGUGACUUCUUUCAUGCGAAGGUGGGAUCUUCACCAUCCUUUAUAUGGAGGAGUCUCCUUUGGGGGUGGCAAAUAAUUGAAAAAUGUGCGCAUUGCAAAAUUGUCUUGGGAGAGGAGGUUCAGAUAGUUGAGGAUAAAUGGCUGCCAAGACCCAUAAAUUUCAUUUUUUUAGAAAAUCCUUAGAUGCGUCCUGAUCUUAAGAUGAUUGACCUCAGGAGUGUUGAUGGAGAAUAGGAUGUGAAUUUUAUCAGAAAUAUUUUUAAUAGUAAUGACUACCAAGUUGCUAUUCGUGAAAGAGAAAUGGUAGAAGAUUCAGCUAUGAGAGAAACUGAAAGUUGGUGGAAAAGUGAAGCUUAAAUGUGACCAAAGUUGUUGUAGGUGUGGGAACUCAAUCAAGGUGGAGGAUUGAUAUCAUGCAAUUUGGAACUGCUCAAAGAAUAAAUAGGUCUAGAAGGUGGCGGGGUUCAACAAGCUCAUUAAAAGAUGGAAUAUGGAAGACCCAAUUUCUUUCCUAUCCAAAAUUUCUCUUCAUCUUCCCUAAGACAGAUUUGGCUUCUUCAUUGUUUUAGCUUGGGAGUGUUGGAAUAAUUGUAACAAUGUUAUAUUCAAGAAUGGAACCCGGAGGCUACUAUUGUGGUGGAAUGGACGUCUAACUUUUUUAAUGAGUUUAUCCAGGGUUGUUCUGCUACAGGUUGCAUCAAUAACUCUGCUCCUAAGGCAUGGACUCCUCCUAAUGAAGGAGAGCUCAUGAUUAACAUUGAUGCUGCAGUUAAUAAGGAACAUGAUUGUUUUAGCAGUGGCAUGGUAAUUAAAGAUAGUUUGGGGAAGGUAAUCGCUUCAAGUAGCACAUUCAUCAACUGUGCCUAUCAAGCUGGUAGCAGAAUUGUUGGCCAUAAAAGGUUAAAUCAGAGUUGUGGUCGUAUUUUUUUGGAUUGUAGCUUAGCGGUGGGUAUGCUCAAUAGACCGCUGGAGGAAAGUGGAGAUUUGGAUCUACUUGUGGUUGGUAUUAGUAGGGAGGCUGAGGAUCAAGGAAUUCUAUCGGUUCAGUUUGGUCCUAGAUCUUCAAAUUAUGUUGCUCAUUUGAUUGCCAAGAAUGUUAUUCGUUAUCAAGCAUUUGGCUUUUGGGAAGGAGGUGUCCCUCCUAUGGUGUCUUUGGCGUUCGCUGAAGAUUUGUCUUUUCCUGCUGGUGGUUGAGUUUUUGCGUGUAACUCAUGUAUUUCAUCUCAAA
Molecule: messenger RNA, 1241 nt
Organism: Humulus lupulus (European hop)
Lineage: Eukaryota; Viridiplantae; Streptophyta; Magnoliopsida; Rosales; Cannabaceae
Exons: 2
Coding region: 761-1207 (148 amino acids)
Source: RefSeq, a predicted model, not a curated record